Chinchilla lanigera (long-tailed chinchilla) is the source of this 2931-nucleotide messenger RNA. Its product is annotated as testis-specific Y-encoded-like protein 5. NCBI's taxonomy places the organism in Eukaryota, Metazoa, Chordata, Mammalia, Rodentia, Chinchillidae. Gene Ontology annotation, molecular function: histone binding; chromatin binding. Bases 1 to 1032 code for a protein of 343 amino acids. The transcript is spliced from 2 exons. The record is from RefSeq and is a predicted model, not a curated record. Gene Ontology annotation, biological process: nucleosome assembly. Gene Ontology annotation, cellular component: nucleus; chromatin.
AUGCUCGGGCCGCGGCGCACCAUGACGUCGCCUUUGCGCAGUCGUGACGUCGGCGGGCGCUGCGCAGACUCACGGUCCAUAGCCCGCGAGCUGACGGCAGCGGCCGCGCGAGCAGAACGUGGCUUUGGAGCGGAGUCCGCCGCCGCCAUGAACGGCCACCGCAGAGCCCGCAAGUCCUCCCGCGCCAAAGGCCGAGGCAAAGGCCGCGCCCAGGCCCGAGUGCACGCUGCUCCCGACGGGGCGCCGCCCGCGGCGGUAGAGGGCAACAUGGAGUCCCUCCGCAUGGUGCAGCAGAAGCUGGAGACCCUGAGCGCGCAGGCCGGCCGGGCCUACCUCAAGCUCUCGCGCAAGGUCGGGCAGCUGAGAUCGCCGCGCCUGGAGAGCCGGAGCGGCCUCCUCGAGAACAUCCCCGGCUUUUGGGGGCAAGCGUUCCGAAACCACCCCCAGCUCUCCGCCUUCCUCAGCAGCCGAGAGAAAGAGGUGCUGAGCUUUUUGAACGGCUUGGAAGUGGAGGAGCUUCACCGCGCUAGACUGGGCUACAAAAUCAAGUUCUACUUCGGCCCUAACCCCUAUUUCCAAAACAAGGUGCUCAUCAAGGAAUACGGGUGCGGUCCUUUCACUGGGGUGAUUUCUCUUUCUACUCCAAUCCAGUGGCUCCCGGGACACGAUCUGGACUCCAUGAGUCAGGGAAACGUAGAAAAGAACCGUAGCUUCUUCGGGUGGUUUGUAAGCCACAGUUCCAUUGUGUCUGACAAGAUUGUGGAGAUCAUCAACGAGGAACUGUGGCCCAAUCCCCUGCGCUACUACCUUCUGAGUGAAGGAGCCCGCGGAGAGAAAGCAAAGGAAAGCGGGCCAGGUCUGGCACAGGAAGGCAGGCCAGAUCCGGCAAACGAAGGCAGGCCAGGUCCAGCACAGGAAGGCAGGCCAAAUCCCGCAAACAAAGAUAGGCCAGGUCCAGCACAGGAAGGCAGGCCAAGUCCAGCAAACCAGCCGGUGGAGACCCCUACGUCUACGAUGAAACCAUCCAACUGAUCCUGUGCAAGUCUCCCUGCUACCUCCUGUGGGACCUGUUCCUGGCUCUCUACGUGUUUGCUUGGCUGUCUGUGUUCUCUUCAUCUUGGCUUCUAUGUGCUGUAGUCCGCUUGGACUUUAGCGGGAAUAUGGCACUUAGGAUCAUGUUCUUGGUUGGGCCUCUCUGUGGCCGUCUUGUUUUUUUACAGUAGUGUCACAUGUUAGGUGCUCUCACCCGGUUGUAUGUUAAGCACUUGUACUUCAUAUGUACUGCCUCUCUGUACUUUGCCUGGACCCUGUUGUUGGCCCUGGAACUCGCACUUGUCUUUAACACAAACAUUCUCAAGUCAUUCUUCAGGACGGCCAGAGCACCCUGGAGCUCUGGUGCUUCAUGGCCAGUGACUUGCCGGGCUUCAAGUUCAUGCUGGCCAUGCGCAUUAUCAGUGGAAAGCUUUACUGUUACCACUGCAAAAUUAAGCCAGUGCAAGUGCGUAGCCAGCACUUGUUGUUACGCAGAUCUUGGAGCAGCAGCUGAGGUGCCACCUGCCUUAUCUCCAGCUUUGGCCGGCAGAAUGGCCCUUGACUGCUGGGCAUUGGUGGGCGGUACGCGAUGUCUUCUCCACCGUCGUGUGUCUUCUUGCCUCUGGACGUGUCUGCUGGUGAACCUUGGAUGUCUGGCUGUGCCUGGUGACUGGCAGACCUUUAAAUUUUGUCUAGGUUGUUAUCGGCCCUCACAGGCUUCCUCGUCAACAACAGGACCUCGGGAGCUGCCUGUGGACUCAAGCACCUGCCUUCCCCGGACUUCAGGCAUCUUACUGGCUGAGACUGAGGGGUGGGCUGGUAUGUAUGGACACAUACUCAUUGUCUUGGUGCUGUGGCUGCAGGUGAGGGUGGGCCGGGGUCCCACGUUUGGCAGCUAAAUAGCUUUGUAAACUUCUCUUAUUUCCCCUAAGGUAUGACCAGGGUACUCUGACGGAGGUACUGUGGAGGAGGUGUUUCGCAUCUGUGGACUGCUCUCUACUUGCUUUAUCUCACAUCUCCAUGGCACUGCCUUGACUUCCAGACCUCUCUCCCACUGUACCUUUCCACUUUCCCUCUUGCCUCCUCUUCCUGCCACCUUCCUUUUCCCCAUGCCCCUUUCCUUUUUUAUUUUUUUGAAUUUUUAAAAAUAGUACUACAGCUUAGAGAAGAGAUAAAGCAGGGUUUUCUACAUAGAGACCCAUACAGCUGGGGACCCCUAUGCAUACUCUCAUGCUAGGCUGAAAUAGUCAAGGAAACCAAAAGGCCAAGUAGGUUUGUGGUCAGACUCUGAUCCUCAUUCCUGGGUCCUGUUCUAUAGUUUUGAAGUUGAAAAGACAAGGCAACUGUGUUGUAGACGAGUGUCUACUCUUUUUUUUUUUUUUUUUUUUUGUUAGCACUAGGUGUUUAAACUCAAGGCCUAUGCACUUAGAACCUCAGCCCUUUGUUUGUGUGUGUGAGAGGGGAUCUCAUUAAAUUGCUACAUUGCCCAGGCUGGGCUCAUACUUGCAGUCUUCCUGCUUCAGCCUCCCACACUGCUAGGGUUAUAGUCUGUUCUUGUUCUCACUUUUGUGUACAUGUUCCUGAAGAUCCAGGGGCCUCCUGCUGUCUCUUCCUUUGUAGUGGUUGCAGCCGCCUGGAUCAUCAGCCGCAGCUUUCCCACUCUGGCAGUCCUUUGCUCUGAAUCUUCAAAUGCCUGCAGGAGUAGGCAUUUGUCUCCACUGUGGAGGAUUCCAGAGUGCACCUAGGGCAUGGAGAAUCUGUUCUAGACUUUCAGGUUAUUUCCAGUAGAUGGGCAAGCUGAGCUGGGCCCACCCUGCCCAGGCUAGUGCACCUCCUCUUUCCCCCUCAUCCCUGGGGGUGGAAAGGAGGAUUAGGUCUAUAUCUGUGCUCCCCCCCACU